Molecule: messenger RNA, 3000 nt
Organism: Trichophyton rubrum CBS 118892
Lineage: Eukaryota; Fungi; Ascomycota; Eurotiomycetes; Onygenales; Arthrodermataceae
Exons: 1
Coding region: 1810-2253 (147 amino acids)
Source: RefSeq, a predicted model, not a curated record
AUGCCCAAACUGUGGAGAGACAGCCUUAAGAAACCUAAGCAUAAUGAUACUGACCGCAAGAUUGGGAGGAGCGGCUCUCGCAGUUCUGCGAAUCGAACAGGUGAACCAAUACCCGCGAGAGAUUUUCCCCUUCAUUCGGCCUGCAUGCAUGCAUGCAUCGCGCUCUGGACUAAUUCGGAUUUGCCCUUGUUCUUUCUUGUGUAACGAAUAGUUACCAUACAGGCCAAACCAGUACAUACACAGCCAAGUCCUUGAGUUACUUCGGGUGUGUACAUCGUUUGAUUGAUAGAUCAGGAUGUUGGCAGUACGAGCCCGUGUGAAGGAUGCGUAGGGCUGAGAGUACUGUUCACUGAUCACUAAGUAGUUAGGUAACGGUAACUAGUCACCGACAGGGAUGAGGGUGAAAGAAAUUCCCCUAUCCUCAACCUCUUUAUGGCACAAGGCAUGUGUAGCUUCCCAUCUCUCGGUGUUCCUGUGUGCUCUUUACGGGAGAAUUGAGAAGCGAAAAAUACGCAUACAUGCACUGACCUUGUGAAUAUGGCCUGUUGUUAGUGACGUUCUAUGUAUUUGCUGAGCUGGCUUGCACGGACGACGGGAAGCGGGACAGGGAAAAAUCAAGUGAUUCAGCCCUAUCUCCCUCCUCCCGUGUAUUGCCAAGCUACUUCAAGGCACAUUCUUGCGUGGCAUCCAGGUUAGCUGUCACUCUCCUGCACUGUCGGCAAAGUAAUGGCCUCCUGCCUGAGGAUCUCUGGCUAAAGUCUAGCGAUUGAUAACCCCCCCAGCGAAACUGCCUAAGAGGACGCAACCAGUUUGUUAAGUCUUUGGACGAUUAGUUAUUGUGGAUGCCAAACCAUCUAAACCGCUCGACUGUCAUUGAUCAAAGCAUGCAUGGCUUUGUUCGGCCCCAGCGGGUUACAUGGCACUUUUGGUUGACUAGCAUCACAAUUUAACGAGUUAUCCUAGCGACUCAAUAACUAACUCCUCGGUGAUUCCGAGGGCAAAGGCGAGAGCAACUCGUCAACUCGUUAAGCGCCCAGAGAACACUAUCCUUUGCUGUUCAGGUUGACGCUUUUUGACUUCCCCAGGCCGGGCCGCGGAUGAUGGACACGGGGAAAGAUGGGGUUCAUAUGAAAGCCUGGUGGACGGACGAUUUGCUACUCGGUGCUUCUGGUGGGUUUUGUAUGGACGUCUCCAGUCGAUCUCCAGAGCGCAUCCGUCGUCUCGGACGGAGAUACGGCACACAAGCGCUCUUUCACCAUGAAAGCGCGAUUUGUCCAAAAAAAGCUUGAGCCAGAAAAGUGGAAACUGAUAUCGAAAACGAAAUCGGACUCGCAGAAUUCACUGACUGCUCUCUAGUUAUAACAUUAUUCCUUUUUUCGCCAGCUCCAUCUGAUUAAUGGUUUUCUAGCCUGCCCUAUAAUAAACAGCGGUCCUUGCGGUUAUAUACGUGGUGGUCAGGGAUUAUAAGGCCCGUUUCAGACGAUUUGCGAAAGUGAUGGCUUCUCAUUCUGCAUGGAUUGUGCGGGAUCACCGGUCUCUCGGUAAGAAAAGUGAUCACUCUGUUAUUAUUAUUAAGCCCGCAUAAUGCCCUUCUCAGUGAGUAAGGUAGCCCUUUCUCACCAUCCCUUCCCCUGGCUGGAUGAGAAGGACGAUCGUCUCCGCCCCUCCGCCGUUUCCUCCAAGCCAGGCCCAAGGUUUGGGACAAGGGUGGUUGAUACGAGAGCAAUCGUCAAUUUUCCCCAACUUUUUUUUCAUGUGAGGUACUCGGUAGUUACAGAGUAAACUACCGCAUGUUAUCGGACAGGAAAAAUGGGUUUCAUUAAUAGCAGAAUGUGUGAUACUCCAUAUGGCAUACGUGGACAUAUCUCUCUCCCCUCCGUGGUUUUUUAUGGGUUGCCGAUCGACGAGCGAAAACAGAUGAGCCAACACCAUUUAUUAUUCAAUAGUGUCUUGAGAUCCCUGAGCUGUGUCCAGGAUUAUUACGACCAACUUGGUGAUGUCCGGGAAAAAGGGGGAGAUAACAAUUCAGGUGAGGCUCAAAUUAUUAUUUUCACCGCAACAUGUGCCUUUUCUGGACGAAAAGGACGCUUGUACAUCAAUACCGUGUACGUAUUUAAAAUUGUCCAUACAGAACGCACCGCCACAAAGCGACCAACGAGCUGCAAGAGAGCUUUGUAUGAAGCUCUGACAAUACGGAAGAACUGGAUUUGCAUAACUCGGUAUGCGUAUGGCGACCGUGCUCACCGUAUAUAGCAUCGUCUACCUGUACCACGGAAAUUGGUCUGCCUUACCCUCCUUGCUCGUAUUAUGUUGGGCGGGCAUAACGGCACAACUUGAUGAUGUUAAAACUUCUCUCUCAACGUUUCCAUACAGGGGAGACGGCUGACAAUGCCAUGUGGGCCAAGUUCGAGAAAAAGGCGCAGGAGGCGCAAUAUCGAGCUAAAAUGUAACUGGUGAUUGCACACAAGAAGCGAGUUUACCACCAAGGCUUGAAUUCGACUCUAGUGGAUACCAACUUAAGCAUAUACUUAAGGGCAGGCUAGCUAUAGGGCGGGAAAUGGGCCAUCUCAUCUGAUGUUUUGUCAAGUGGGAACUCUGGCAAGUUCGACAUCUGGUUGCCGAAAGUCCUGGGCUUGAAUCGCCGAUUUUAGCAUGGCUAGUUAACAGAGGCCUCAAUCUCCUGAGCCGCAAGCCACAGGACCAAACAACCUGGACAAAAAGGAGCCGAUAACAGUUUCAUCCAUAGUACAGGACACAGUUGAGAUGCUGUGUCUUGAGUUGUAUUCAAUAUGUUACUAUGAUGGAACACCAAGUAGUCCACCCUCGUUGCCCGCGUUCCUCCGCUUGUCUAGGAGCAAUCAAAAUGGCAGUGUAAAUUUCCCUGCAUGAGCCGCUCUUAUCCAAAUAACCGAUGCUACCUCGCGGAAGCUUGCAGUUUCGCCGCCAACCACCCUCCAGAUGUUCACUGAUUGUCACUUACCCGACUUAUCUUGCAUCGUC